Messenger RNA from Amoebophrya sp. A25, 4609 nucleotides. Lineage: Eukaryota; Dinophyceae; Syndiniales; Amoebophryaceae. The record is from the annotation of a GenBank genome assembly.
CGCGAAAUCAGCGGUCACCCACUUCGGAAGAUUCAUUCGGGCAACAGAACAAAACUUCUAGUGCGAAUGAAACUUCUACAGGAGCACUAGAAUUUCGACCUGCUAGUCGGACGGCAGCUACGACAACAACUACGGCACAUACAGCACAGGAACAAGAAGUCUUGGAGAAGUCACUACCUCCAUCGCUUUUCAUAGACGGUGCAGGGCUGAGUGCUGGUACGAAAAGAACAAGCAGAACAAGUGUAGAACAAGGAAAAGACGGGAAUCAAGGAGACCGAGUAAAGGAGCCAGUAGUCCUAAGCGGGCAGCAUGCUUCCGGCGGUGCGCUCGGCUUAGACGCGUCAAGGGAUGAGAGCUAUGUGGACGAUGCGAGCUCGUCUCCGGCAGCAAAAAGAGCUGCUGCACUAGCGCGAGCAGAGGGAAGAAAGAUGAUGGAUGAAAAUAGUGGCAAGAAUUCUAAGGGAGAAGAAGUACCAACAGAGAAAAACGCUAGGGCAUCCCAAGAAAGUCCUCCAAGUAGGAGUAGUAACGUUGCUGGCUCGCCGACUUCAGAUGUCGCGUUUGGAGACGUAGCGCGGGAAGCGGCUGAGCAAAUGAUAGCAGGUGGACUCGCACUGGAUGACUCAGUGUCAGUGGUAAUUUCUCCUGGUGUUGCGUCCUCCUAUGCAGGGACGCCUCUAGCGGCCGCUUUAGCACCGCUUUCGGCACGCGGGGUAAAGCCUGCCCUCGACUCCGUACUAGAAGAAGACGGCAGCUCAGUAGUUACCGGAUCAGCAGAGGCGAAUAGCAGGAACUACAAAGUCGAUCUGCAACACCAGUCCACUUCUUCACCGUCUUCACCAUCACCGAGUAGGAAAACUGAUACUAAUAUAAUCAAACAUCACGAAGAACAUGAACAACAAAGAAGUCGAGGAAAUAUGAAGGACGACGCAGGCGAGGACGCAAGCACUUCCGAGGAGGAAGGAGAGGUUGCGCUUAAGGAAGUAAAUUUGCAGGGGCCACCGAAGCAUGAAGGAGGUAAUGUGGCCUCAGUGCUAGCAGCCUUUCAAAUGGGGAUAGAUGAAAUUGAAGAAAAUCCGUCGGGAGCAACUAAAGAUGGUGACAAAGAUCAUGGAGAUGAUGGGGUUGCGGAGCAGAUUACAACUGCCACUGAAGUGUCUCCUGGUCCAUCAGUGUCGACGAGUCCUUCACGAAAUCAGGCUAAACCGCUACAGAGCGAUUUGGACGAGGUCGACAUGGACUUGUUAAGGCUUCCCCUAAUUCAUCUUCGCCAGCAUCUCUAUUCAUCUUCGGAAGCAUCUUAGAGACGUUUUGAAGGAGGAAACGGUCAUCUCAGGAUGGACUUCAAGAUGGACCACUCGGGUGAGCUCUAAACUUCGACUUGGAGGCGCACUUCGCCAGUAGGAGUGUACUGGCUAAUGGCGGUGCUGGUGGUUCCUCCUCAACUACAUCGCGGCGACCCCCUACAUCGGGUCAACAUCAGACGACCCGCGGCGUGUCUGGCCACAACAGCGUCGGCGUGCGAGGAUUGCUGAACCACGGCGACGAGAGCGUAGCGAACAAGAAGGCUAACGAAUUUAUCAUGAGCAGCAAGCCAGCUGGGAAGACAAAGUUUGUGGCUAGGCAGGACACAUUCGAAGCAGCGAUGAGGCAGAAAAUGCAACAGAAUAAAGCAGCAACAUCAAACAAGGGAGCAAAGGACCAGUCGGCUGCUUCAUCUACGAAAAGACGAAAAGCAAAAGGUGCUUUAGGCGAAGGAGUAGAUGAAGCCGACGACGUCCAGAACAAUUCCGAGAUGGAUAAUCCUGUUGUUUCGCAAUCCUCAGAAGCUCUUUCAGGAGCAGCAGCACCAGAACCAGAUACAGAGAUGGAUAUGGACUCUCUAGGCUUGUCCUCAGCUUCGCGCUCGCCCACAAAUGGAAAUGGAGGAAACACAUCUUCUGCUCCUUCAGUGGGUAAAAAUGCUGGGUCGUUCAAGAUGGGUGGUGGCGCUUCUUCAUUAUUGUCCCAGUACCGCAACACGGAUCUGAAGGAAAAUCUGGAGCGGCGUUUACAACGCGAAAUACUAGAGAGUCGUCAAGGAGGACGCCAUAAAGAGGCGAAAGCGGAAGGCGAGUACAUUCAUAUGGAUCAUUUCUACUAAAACCUAAAUUAAUUGUAGCUCCUUUUUGUCCAACAAUCUCAAGCACUAAGACUCAAGGUUGACAAAGACGCUCCAGUAUUCUCAAUUUUCGAUCUUGAAAAGAACUUUGACUUUCAUCCUAGAAGCUCCUCCUCCUCCAUCACCACCGAAAGCAAGACUCGAAAAUACAAUAAAGGUCUUUCCCGAGCAGCGACCUCGCUGCAGGAAAUGGGAAUCUACAUGAGAGACCUGCGGUGGAAGGGGUGGAUGAGGCUGAGGCCGAAGAGCGAAGACUCUGGGAGGAACUGGAGCGCGCACCUAAGCCCAAAAAGAUGGGAAUACAGCCAGUGACCGAGAAUAGCCUCGUGUCGCACAGGGAGUUUGUCCAAGACUACAUCAUGAAACUGGUACUCGUAGACAUUAAGAACGGAUGGGUGGAUACAACCCUUUUACAACGAAUUCUUUUCGAUCUCCAUGUUCAUUAGAAGAACUACAAGUGUAAGUGGCAAAGUAGUAGCUGCGUAAUCGUAACUGACUUACUUACUCCGUAUCCCUUACACGACCAGGAUAUCUCAUCGUACCCUGAGGGAGAGGAGGAGAAAGGGGGCAAGCUUUGUUGUCUGGAGGUUGGGUCAUCGUUGCGUGGUGAUCUGAUGGCGGAGAAAAAGCUGUUGUGGACUUUGGCCUUUCGAACCGAUUUUAGUCCUUCUUCUGAGCCUAUGCAUCAUCGUGCCUUGGGAACACUAUACCGAAAGCUAACGCACAGUCCGGCCGCGCCACUGCUUGUUGACUCGAGGUGGGAAGUGCUGGGAUUUCAAGGUAUUUUAGCCUUUGUUGAGUCUGGAAGUCCGAGCAGAUGUAUACGUUGUGAUUAGGCAUACGUCGAGCGACCUUCAACUUGAUUGAUGGAUAACAACGAAGGAGGAAGACUUUUCUGAUCUACCACUGCUUUUAGGUACGAAUCCUAGCAGUGAUUUAAACCGAUUUGGAGGGCUGUGCAAUGUAUGGCACGCUGUGCGGUUCUUGUGGCGUGACGCUGCCUUGUUGGAAAAAAUAUGGCUGCUCUCGCAAAAUGGCGCACAGGAGUUUCCCUUUAUGUGCACCAGUAUUCAACUGACGAAACUGAGUCUCGAUAUUCUCUUUCCGCCGCAUCUCACAGAUCGCGGUGCAUCUGGAGGAGUCAAGGUACCUACUUCAACAUCAAAACAAAGAUUUAUAGAUUAAAUUUAUUGCACUAAUGCUGUGCAAUUGUUGCUGCAUACGUGAAUACCUGUAGGUCGCUUGAUUUGCAGGUCGCGCAACAGGAAAAGGCAUUUAAGAUUGAAAAUCGUGAAGACGUUAAAGACAAAUAUUAUAUAUAAAUAGGGCUCGGGUUGUAGAACAACAACAACGACAGCACUGCACGAAUAUCGCGCUACACAGGUAACGGAUAUCUAUCGAAGUGCGCGGUCGAAGCUCCUGAGGUUUUUGAGUUCACGCGGUACGGUGCUGGAGGGUCUCGCGUUAUUCCAAAACUCAAUGCUCUAUGGUUUUUAUGACCGAUGGUCUCGAGAGAUGCUCACUAUCAUGGACUUUGGUCGCGUUGCCAAGGAAAUCGAUACAGCGGCUGCGCGAGAUCCGAUAGGUACUUCUAGGAUGUUUGUUCUUCUCGUAAAGAUCAUAGCUUUCUGUGGCACUUAUAUAUAAGUCUACUGCUCAUCUUUGUUCUUGCACAGGACCUAGCAUGUUUCUGUGGUGUCUAAGGCUGCUCAUUUUGGGAGCGUUGUGUAGUAGAGAAAAGCGCACUUGGACUUGUGUCCUCUCUCUCUCUCUCUCACGACAGGUUUUGUCAACCGGUACGAGGAAUAUGUCGCAGAGAACCGGAGAGCCAACGAUCCUAGCCGCUUGGAGUUUACGGAUCUGGAUCGAAGAGGUGGUAGUCAAAAGCAAGUAUCUCGGGAAGACGCCCGGCGUUUGCGACAGUAUGCUCAGGCUGAUUGAUCCGCUGCAAGUUCAAGUUGACGGUAAAAUUAACGACUGCGUUUGCGAUAGUUGUAGGUCGAUCAAGCGGUCAGAGGUCGGUCAUUCAUUCAUCGAGCUAAAAACAUCAGAAAAAAGUACCCAUUUGGAUAUCAAAUAAGCGUAAUUCGUCUCCUCGAUACUAGCCUGCUCGCUCGCACUGUUUCUCUCGCAAAUCAAUCGCCUACAGUCAUUUUUAGGAGCAAGAAUUAUCAUUGAUUCGGUCCUUCAUUUGUUUUAAGUAGCUGAUGCUUCGCGACGGGCUCGUUUUCUCUCCUCGUGCAAGCUGCUCGCGCUUAUCAUGGACUUUCUCAAGAUUAGAUAAGUGUAUGAUUAUGUUGACAAAAUUCAUGGAUAAUGCUGUCGGGAGCUAGAAGAGUCACGCCUAAAAUGCACAAAGUCAAUGUGAUGCUGAAAAAUUUGAUUGAAAGAGGAACUACAACGUGCUUACUGUUGUAGUCUGUAGGCAGAGUGAGUGGUGUCCCACAG